GUCCUGCAGCUAAAAUCGCAACUCGCGCUGGGGGCUUCGCCUGAUUUUAUUUUAUCCCAACCCCAACCCCACCCCCUCCCCCUCCAAAGCAGUAAACCAUCGCAAUAUUAUUUUUAAUCUGUUUCUCUCUCUCUGUGUGUGUGUGUGUGUGUGUGUGUCUUUUACCUAUCUAUCUCACACCUCCCCGUCCCUGUUCGCUCACAGUCUUACCUCCAUCACAUAGACUGUGAGUGUAAGCAACAGCCACCUACAAAAAAAUACAGAGCGGCCACGAUGAAGCAGAGUGAGUGAGAGAGGGAGAGAGAGAGAGAGGGAGAGAGAGAGUAAGAGAGAAGCAACAAUCAGACCGGCUGCGCAGAGUCCAUGAAGCUCAGACUUAAAAGAGAGGGGAAAAGAUCGUUUUUUCACCGAUGAUUCUGCACUGUAACAGAUUGGAACUGGAGCAGUCCUAACCUCUUCAUUUUGCAAACAAAAAAUCGCCGAAGUGUGGCAAAGUCUUCCUAAAUCCUAAUAGAGAGGGAGAGAGAGAGAAAAUCCAACCAACCACCAGCAAAAAAAGACAACAAAAAAGGAUUCAAACUGGCUCUCUCCCCGUCUGCUCAGAACAGUCUGAUUGCUGCAAUCGCUGGCGUUUGUCCUGGCGUUUGGAGAAGUGGGCAUCUUCAUACCAACUGCAACAAAGCGAUGGCAUCCGAGUUGGCAAUCAGCAACGCCGACCUACCCAACAGUCCCCUUGCGAUGGAAUAUGUUAAUGACUUCGAUCUGAUGAAAUUCGAAGUCAAAAAGGAGCCGGUGGACUCGGAAGGCAAUCCGGGCAGUCACUGCAACCGCAUCGGGGGCUCGCUGUCUUCUACGCCAAUGAGCACCCCGUGCAGUUCGGUGCCUCCGUCUCCCAGCUUCAGCGCCCCGAGCCCCGGAGAGCAGAAGGCGGCGCAUCUGGAAGACUUUUACUGGAUGACCAACUACCAGCAGCUGAACCCGGACGCCCUGGGCUUUACGCCGGAGGAUGCGGUGGAGGCCCUGAUCAGCAGCGCCCAUCAGCAGAUGCAAGCCGGCUUCGAGAGUUACCGAAGCCAACAGCAACAGCAGCAACAGCAACAGCAGUAUGCCCCGGCGGCUGGAGCGGGCUUGGCCGGCGAUGAGAUGUCUCCAGCCGGCGCUGUGGUGGCUCAUCACCACCAUCAUCAUCACCACCACCACCACCAGGGGCACCAGCACCCAGCGGCAGGAGGAGGAGUGGGCACUGCCGUGGGCAAUGCCGGAGCGAGCACCGGAGGCAUGCACCCGCACCUGCGGGCCGGCGAUGACCGCUUCUCGGAUGACCAGCUGGUCACCAUGUCGGUGAGGGAGCUGAACCGGCAGCUCCGGGGCGUCAGCAAGGAGGAGGUGAUCCGGCUGAAGCAGAAGCGGCGGACCCUGAAGAACCGCGGCUACGCUCAGUCCUGCCGCUUCAAGCGGGUGCAGCAGAGGCACAUGCUGGAACGCGAGAAGUCGCAGCUCCAGCAGCAGGUCGAACACUUAAAACAGGAGAUCAGCAGGCUGGUGCGGGAGAGGGACGCCUACAAGGAGAAGUACGAGAAACUGGUGACCAGCGGCUUCAGAGAAACGGGAUCGUCCAGUGACAAUCCUUCAUCUCCGGAAUUCUUCAUAAAGGAAAUGUUUGCCCUCGAAUGCAGCAGGCCAAUCUGGCAUCCAUGCAGCACCACAACACAGCAGUGGACCCUGCUAGGACUAGAAGCAUUCCUGAGAAGGAAGUCAAUCUGGCGAACAGAUCAAGGCUUAACACAGCAAAUGAUGUCAACGCAGCAGCAAAGAAUGGACAAUACAAUCUGAAAGAGGGUAAACAAAUGCUCAGUUACAGAAAACAUGAUGCCGGAAUGCUGAUUGCUUAGAUCGAAACUUUCCCUGCGGCUUUAGCGUCCGCCAUAAAGCACAAAACCUCAGAGAGAACAUAAAAGAUGACGCUAUGAGAAAGCCAACCAUCACAGCAAGCGUUCUCAAGACUCCUGUGGCUAGUUUAUAGUUUCUUCCUCUUCUUCCUCCUUUGGUUUUUUUUAUAUAUAAAGCAGAGGAGAGCAAUGAACAAAUGAAGACGACUGCUCGUUCAGGUCUCUCUCACACACCGACACACAUAUAUACAUUUCUAUACAUAUAUA
Molecule: messenger RNA, 2156 nt
Organism: Rhincodon typus (whale shark)
Lineage: Eukaryota; Metazoa; Chordata; Chondrichthyes; Orectolobiformes; Rhincodontidae
Gene: mafa
Product: v-maf avian musculoaponeurotic fibrosarcoma oncogene homolog a (paralog a)
Exons: 4
Coding region: 685-1833 (382 amino acids)
Biological process (GO): regulation of transcription by RNA polymerase II
Cellular component (GO): nucleus
Molecular function (GO): DNA-binding transcription factor activity, RNA polymerase II-specific; RNA polymerase II cis-regulatory region sequence-specific DNA binding
Source: RefSeq, a predicted model, not a curated record